AUCAAGCAGUGCUGCUUCUCGGUGUUGGACUGAUCUUCAUUUGUUUGUCUCGAAUCUUCAGUAGUUCAACAGAGAGCGAGCCGCGUCUAAAUGUACAGAAAAACAUCCAGAUUCGUCCCACUUCAUCAAAGAAAGCUAAAAUCAUUUAUGAGGAUACAACAAAAUGUAACAACCGGCAGACAUGUCGACAAGGUCAGCUAGCCUUCUCCUUGCAUCAGGGAUGGAGAAUACUGGAAAGCCUUAUAUCUGUCUCAACGGUAAAGUCAUUUUGAAAGAUGAGGAGAUUGGAAGAGGUCUUAACAUGGCAGUAGUGGAUGGCAAUGUCAAGGAAGUGAUUAUUACGCAGCGUGCAGACACAUAUGCAGAGGCUCCCGAGUCGCUUGUCAAGUUUCUUACAAAAAUCGCUCCUGGUGAUGUCCUGAUGGUAGUGACAUCAGAUGACGCGGCCCGCAUGCUGUCCAAGGAUGUUAAGGAGAUCCUAAACAGAGACUUUAAUAGUCGGCUUAUAUACGACCUCGCAUAUAGAUCAACCUGGGUGUUUAUCGGACAGAAGGGAGUCAAAUCAUCAGUUCAAAUUGAAAAGCUGAAUUUGAUCCAUGGUCAAUGGGGAGAGAAGAUUGAUCUCCAUGGAUGUCUUUCACUACCAAUGGAUUUUAAUACAAGCACGGUUGAGCAGCAGCGCGACUCGUCAAACAACUGCAACAUACAAGAGCAUUGUGGGAAUAGUAAAUUCCCUGUGGCUAUCCAGUCAGGUGGAGACAAGGCUGUGCCGACAGUCUGCGUUGACGGCAAACAAGUGUUGGGACCUGUAACCUUGGGUGACUUUCAACCGGCCUCUCGUGGACUCAACUGUCUUGUCUUUGAUCCUAGCAAGAUGAAAAUUGUCAAAGUGGGACAUUUUGACACUUACAAUUCAGCCAUUGAUGACUCCUUGGCAUCGUCUUUUCUAGAGGUGAUCGAGGAUGGACAGAUUGUAAUCAUUGUGAUCUACGACGAGGCUUCAAGAAAGUUGACCGCUAAAACUAAGAAUCUUCUUAGCUCCCUGGGAAGCAGCAAGAUCGAAGACUUCAACUUUAGAGAUAACUGGCUCUUUAUCGGUCAGAAAGGGAUCAAGGGAUUCAGCCCCUUUGAGCAGCUUGGGUUCCGUCAAGGAUCGGGAUGGGGAGCUAAGCUAGACUUCAGGAAAUGUGUUCCCCUUAAAAUUGAAGGAAAAGAAGCUGUUUCAUCGCUUAGUAUUAAUCGUAAACGGAUUGAGUUUUGCAAGCAGUACAACACAUACUCUGACUUGUGUUCUGAAGAAAAUGUCAACAAAUCUUUAAAAGCUUUACCACUGGACGACACUUCCUUGAGCAGUAAUUUGGCAUAUACCCUGCCUAUCCUAGUUGUUCCGGGUGUUGAUCUGGAACCCUUACAGAAAUGUUUGUCAUCGCUGAUUGCUGUGCCAGGUUUGAAACCGGGAAACGUACUGGUUGUUUUAGAUGGCAACUUUGCAGAGCCCAAUGAUUUGAUAGGACUUUAUGGCUUCACCAUUGAGUACAUCAAACCCAAAACUGUAUAUUCAGUCUUUCUACACGACGCCAUCACGAGGGCGCUCCAGCUGUUCAAAGACAAGGAGUAUCUAAUCGUCUUGGAGGAGAGACUGGAAGUGACGCCAGACUUCUUGAGAUAUUUCUCCCAGGCCAUGCAUAUAUUGAAUAGAGAUUCAUCAGUCUUUACCAUCUCCGCUUGGAAUCCAAACGGUUUCACUGGUACCUCUGGGGAUGAAACACUGCUGUAUCGAACAGAGGAUUUCCCUGGUUUUGGAUGGAUCGUUCGUCGAACUCUCUGGACAGACAGAUUUCAGACGAAUCAGAAGACGUGUUGCAACAAUCCAUCAUGGAGAGGUUGGAAUCUAGGGGAGAUUGCUGGUGGAGAAUCUAUUAUACCUGACGUCUCGAGGGUACGAAGGAUUAGUCGAGACGGGGGAUACUACGAGGAGAAAGCCUUUAUGACACAGUAUCUUGCUCAUAGGAUAAACUCAAGUGCUGGUCCUCAGUCUGAACCCACGGAGGUUUACAAACUUGAAGGGAGUGAGUACGAACAAGAAGUCGGACGUCUUGUAUCUCACAGUAUUCCAAUCACUCCAGAUUCUUUUACUGCAUGUCUUAACGGAGGCACGCUGGCUUUAACACUCCCCAAGUAUACAAGUCAAAUCUAUGCAGUUUUCUAUGAGCAAGACUCUGUGGAUGAUCACAAGCUUCUGAGACUUAUAUGUACAUGUUUUGGGCUGUUUGUGUUUGAGGACGUCCCCUUACACAACAUGCACAAAGGAAUUGUCAGGUUUACAUUUGAAAGAAAUCAUUUUAUCUUGGUUGGUAGUAAAACCAUCUACUUCAACAGCCAUCCAGCAAAUACCGAGGUUUUAUCAAACAUGGGAAAUGCAAGUAACACAAGAUGAUAGAUUCCAAUAAUAACCAGUAACGUGACAUCCCAAGCUACAGCUGUGUGGAGCUGACGUUUGUUUUCUCAUUAUUUCAAGCGCUUAAUAAGUUUCCCUUAUAUGACUUGAGGCAUUGCAUGGUGAGGUAU
This is a messenger RNA of Asterias rubens (European starfish), 2568 nucleotides long. RefSeq names its product protein O-linked-mannose beta-1,2-N-acetylglucosaminyltransferase 1-like. Lineage: Eukaryota; Metazoa; Echinodermata; Asteroidea; Forcipulatida; Asteriidae. Bases 182 to 2437 code for a protein of 751 amino acids. Gene Ontology annotation, molecular function: beta-1,3-galactosyl-O-glycosyl-glycoprotein beta-1,3-N-acetylglucosaminyltransferase activity. Gene Ontology annotation, cellular component: Golgi membrane. The record is from RefSeq and is a predicted model, not a curated record. The transcript is spliced from 21 exons. Gene Ontology annotation, biological process: protein O-linked glycosylation via N-acetylgalactosamine.